This is a messenger RNA of Rhopalosiphum maidis (corn leaf aphid), 1975 nucleotides long. RefSeq names its product zinc finger MYM-type protein 1-like. The transcript has a single exon. Bases 538 to 1866 code for a protein of 442 amino acids. Gene Ontology annotation, molecular function: protein dimerization activity. NCBI's taxonomy places the organism in Eukaryota, Metazoa, Arthropoda, Insecta, Hemiptera, Aphididae. The record is from RefSeq and is a predicted model, not a curated record.
UUUGGACACAAAGAAGCUAGUGCCAAAUUAGCUGGUUAUAAAAAUUCUAAGAAAUCUGGGAGUAUAAUUAGCAAAGUUAAUACACACCAUCAGCAGAUAGUAGCUGAUAAUCGAGCCUAUUUAAAAUGUAUUUUAGACAGUUUACUUUUUUGUGCUCGUCAAGGAAUAGCUAUCAGAGGUCAUAGAGUAGACGAAGACUCUUCAAACAAAGGAAACUUUCUAGAACUAUUAACACUUCGUGCUAAAGAUAAUGAUAUUAUUCAACGAUAUUUUAUUGAAAAAGAAAAGACAUUUCGUUAUGUCAGUGGUGAUUACACAAAUACAUUUCUUGAGUAUUUAGCUAAUAUUGUUAUUGAAAAUAUAAUUGAUAAUGUAAUAGCUGCGGGUAUUUUCAGUAUAAUAGUUGACGAAACUCAAGAUUUGUCUCGACAUGAACAAGUCGCAAUUAUUAUAAGAUACGCAACAAAAGAUUUAUCUCCAGCAGAAGUUUUUCUUGGUUUUUAUAAAACAGAAAAUACAGAUGGAGAAACACUUUCAAUGUUAAUAAAAUCAACUCUUGUAUCUCAUGGUUUAAAAAUAGAAAACUUGAGAGGGCAGUGUUACGACGGUGCAGCGUCAAUGAGAGGGUCGUAUAAAGGGGUACAAGCAAGAAUUAAAGAAGAAAAUCAUUUAGCAAUGUACAUUCACUGUAAUGCACAUAUUUUAAAUUUAUGCCUUAUAGAUUUGGCUAAACAAGUAUCUUAUGUAAGAAAUGUAUUUGGAACAUUAAAUACAUUACAUAAUUUUAUUGGUGCAUCAUCCAAGAGGCAUGCGAUUUUUGAAAAAAUGUAUUCAGUUUUAAAUAUAAGUACAUGUGAAGGACCUAAAACUUUAAAAAGUCUCAGUGAUACUAGGUGGAGUUGCCGACUAGAUGCCCUCAAGGCGGUUUUAUUCAAUUUUCAAACUGUGGUUAGUACUUUAGAAGAUAUUUCGGAAAAUGAUGCUGUUUAUGGAUCUGAUGCUAAUGCAUUACUAAAGUCAAUAAAUACUUUUGAAUUUUUAUUUUGUAUAUACUUUCUUAAAAAGAUACUGUUGUUAACUAAUAUUUUAUCAAAGUAUUUACAAUCAAGUUCAAUAAUUUAUAGUAAUGUACAGUCAAUGGCAAAAGAAACAAUACAAGAAUUAUGCAAUAUGCGGUGUGAAGAAAGUUUUAAUAACACUUGGAAUGAAGUAGACAUUUUAAGAAAACAAUAUAAUGUUUCUUCUCCUAUACUUCCCAGAAAGCAAAAAAUACCAGCUAAACUUGGCGGUGGAUUGAAGGAGGUUGAAAAUACUACCAUAAAUAAACAUUAUAAAAUAAAUAUAUAUUUUGCUGUUCUGGAUAAUAUUAUAAAUGACAUGAGUGAAAGGUUUGAAGAAAAUAAUUUAUAUAUUUUAAACUGUAUGCAAGACAUACUCUUAAAUGAUACUCCAAAUAAUAAUUCUUUUAAAGAAAUAAAUAAAAUGUAUGGUUUUGAUGAGGAUAAUCUUAAAGCAGAAACAAAAAUUUUAAAUAGGAUGUAUAAAGCUGUACAUAAUCAAAGUAAUGUGCAAUCAAAAAUCAAUUUCAUUGCAUCAGAAAAUUAUAAAGCUGGAUUUCCAACAUUAACAAGUUUGAUACAAUUAUUUAUUACUAUACCAACUAACUCCGCAUCAUGCGAAAGAAGUUUUUCUUGUUUACGUAGGUUAAAAACAUAUUUAAGAACCACAAUGGGACAAUCAAGAUUAAACAGUCUUGGAAUCUUGCAAAUUGAACGUGAAAGAUCAUCUCUUAUAGAUAAAGAUUUAGUAAUAGAAAAAUUCAGUGCUGCCGCAGAAUGUAGAGGCCGCCGAUUACUACUGCAGUAAAUGAUAUUAUUCCCUCAGUAAAAAACCAACUAAUAUUUUAAAUCUACCUAUAAUGUAUAUAUAUAUAUUAUAUUGUAUUAGGUAUUAUAUUACACAAAAAAUAUAAAUG